UGAAUGUUUGGAAUGAAAUUAGAUAAAGACUUCCUCCAAGGGUUUAUUCGCUGAUGGGUGGAGCCUUUUGAGUGCAUCCAAUUAAAGAAGUUCCUAUAAAUACAAGGUUUUUCUCGUUCAGUAUUCUAUACAGCCCCAAAAGAAGGGAAGUUGGUGGAGGAAUUCGUAUCACAUCUUCUUGAAUUCGUCCCUGGAAUUUUAAGCUUAUUUCUGAUCAUGCCUCUAGAUAAAGCGGAAUCAUCACCACAUUUCUCAGAAACACUUCCUACAUCAUUCCCUGGGACUAUCCCCGGAUCAUCUAUCUUUAGCGAGUCCAGGACUGAGUUUGAAACACAGAAUUAUUUAAUUGAGAUCCUGGAUGAGAAUCCAGGUUCUCAGGUAGGUUUAUUGUUGGCCGAAGCCACGGGUUCCAGUCUGAGAAGCACCCGAGUGGAGGAUUCCCAAGCCAAUGUUUCUUGGGAGUGGUACCCGCUUGAAUGGAAAUGGUGGACGAUCAUCCAACUCCUUGCUGCGAUUGUAGGAAUCAUCGGAAACUUCCUGGUGAUCCUGGUUGUUUUCAGGAGAGGGAUCAAACGGAAGUCCACCGAUAUCCUCAUAGGAACUUUGGCCAUUGCUGAUUUCCUGACCUCCAUAUUCCUGAUACCCCUGCCACCAAUCAGGCAACUCCCAUCGACCUGGGUCGGCCAGAUCUACUGCAAGAUAGUCUAUGUCAACACCGUCAUGUGGACCUCUGUGACUAUUUCUGUUUUCAUCCUGUCCGCUGUGUCCAUUGAACGCCUUGUUGCCAUAGCCUAUCCUCUACACUUCAAGACUUUCUUUUCAAAUCGCUUGACAGUGAUCUACAUCUUCGUCAUCACUACAGUAGUGAUCAUCGUCCAGGUCGUGUGGUCUUUCACGGCCUUCGUCGAUGAGGACAUGAAUACAUGCGUAGUGCGAUAUUCUUCAAAGCAACUACAGGCGGACGUCGGGAUCGCCUUGUUCUUCUACAAGAUUGUCAUACCGGGUUUGGUCAUGUUUGUGUCGCAAGCUCUGACGGUCAUGGUUCUGCGAGCAGAGUACAAACGGUUCGGCGACACGGGCAAAGACAUCAACGUUUGUAGUCCUCAGUUCAAGCUCUUGAUAGCGAAGAAAAGGGUUGUGAACAUGCUCCUGAUCGUCCUACUAACCUUCGUCAUCUGCUGGGGUCCAAAUCAGAUCUUCUAUCUGUUGCUCAACCUUGGUCUCGUACCCAUAUCUUAUCUGUAUGGUCCGUUGCAUCGAUUUCUUGUUGUUUUGGCUUUCUUUAACUCGUGUCUCAAUCCGGUUAUCUACACGGCCCGUUAUCCACGGUUCCGCGACGCUCUUAAACAUUUGUUCUCAAGCUCUUCUUCUCCCAAGUCGCACGUCCCAAUCUUUGGGCAGAAAAUGGAAACUUCUACCGUGCCUACCGUCACCAGUAAUGUUGCUUGACUCCAUAAAGGGGAUAUGCGGGAGCGCUAUCGGGACUUCCAUCUCCUAUAAAGACUAAAACUAAAAACUACAAAUUGCAUGCACUAAAAGAACGUUCAGAUUCCCUACAAGUGUUGAUUGAUAGAGUGAUAAU
Messenger RNA from Lytechinus variegatus (green sea urchin), 1582 nucleotides. RefSeq names its product galanin receptor 2a-like. Gene Ontology annotation, cellular component: membrane. Bases 217 to 1449 code for a protein of 410 amino acids. The record is from RefSeq and is a predicted model, not a curated record. Lineage: Eukaryota; Metazoa; Echinodermata; Echinoidea; Temnopleuroida; Toxopneustidae. The transcript has a single exon. Gene Ontology annotation, biological process: G protein-coupled receptor signaling pathway. Gene Ontology annotation, molecular function: G protein-coupled receptor activity.